GUUGCUUCCGCCGAGCCGUGCCACGAUGGGCAGGGAUCGUGCCCGCCCAGUCCGUUGCAUUCUCCCGCGUCCUUUGAAGGGUUUCCCUUUUUUAAACUGAAAAUACUUCCGAGGAAAUUUCAGCUCUAACAAUAAACCGGCCCCGGCCUCGGGAAAGAGAUUCUGGAAUCAUUAGUGAUCGAUCCCUUGGAGCCUCUGCCUGAUGAGCGGCGAUAACCAAAAAGGUGAAGGAAGUCAGAAAACGAGGUUAUCUUUCUAAGCUCUCACUGAAGAGUGAAAAUGCUGCCUUUCCCUUCCCGGCGUGUGCUACACUAACGCUCUAUAGGCGCAGAAGGAGGGAUUCUGAAUUUUCCGGCUCCAACGUCAAAAGACCAAGAAGAGAAAAAAUGCCCAAACCGAUCAAUGUAAGAGUUACGACAAUGGAUGCGGAACUGGAAUUUGCUAUUCAACCCAACACCACUGGUAAACAGCUUUUUGACCAGGUGGUGAAGACAGUUGGUCUACGUGAAGUCUGGUUUUUUGGGCUCCAGUACGUGGACAGCAAAGGUUACUCAACUUGGUUAAAGUUGAAUAAAAAGGUAACACAGCAAGAUGUGAGGAAAGAAAAUCCUCUGCAGUUCAAGUUUAGAGCUAAAUUCUUUCCUGAAGACGUGUCGGAGGAGUUGAUUCAGGAAAUUACUCAGAGACUCUUCUUCUUACAAGUGAAAGAGGCCAUCUUAAAUGAUGAAAUCUACUGCCCGCCAGAAACUGCUGUCCUACUCGCUUCGUAUGCCGUUCAAGCCAAAUAUGGAGAUUACAAUAAGGAGGCUCAUAAACUGGGUUAUUUAGCUAAUGACAGACUUCUCCCCCAGCGAGUUUUGGAGCAGCACAAACUGACAAAAGAGCAGUGGGAAGAAAGAAUACAGAACUGGCAUGAAGAACAUAGAGGAAUGUUAAGGGAAGAUUCUAUGAUGGAAUAUCUAAAGAUUGCCCAAGAUCUGGAGAUGUAUGGAGUCAACUACUUUGAAAUUAAGAAUAAAAAGGGAACUGAAUUGUGGCUAGGAGUUGAUGCUUUGGGUCUAAACAUCUAUGAGCACGAUGACAAGUUGACACCCAAAAUUGGUUUUCCUUGGAGUGAAAUCAGAAACAUUUCAUUUAAUGACAAAAAGUUUGUCAUAAAGCCAAUUGACAAAAAGGCCCCUGAUUUUGUUUUCUAUGCCCCUCGUCUGAGAAUCAAUAAGCGGAUCUUGGCCUUGUGCAUGGGGAACCACGAACUCUACAUGCGAAGAAGAAAACCGGACACGAUCGAAGUUCAGCAGAUGAAGGCCCAGGCAAGGGAGGAGAAACAUCAGAAGCAGCUGGAGAGGGCACAACUAGAGAAUGAGAAAAAGAAAAGGGAAAUUGCAGAGAAGGAAAAAGAAAGAAUAGAGCGCGAAAAGGAGGAACUAAUGGAACGUCUAAGACAAAUCGAAGAACAGACAAUGAAGGCCCAGAAAGAGUUGGAAGAACAGACUCGAAAAGCUCUAGAACUUGACCAGGAAAGAAAGCGAGCCAAAGAGGAAGCGGAACGGCUGGAAAGGGAGCGUCGAGCUGCAGAAGAGGCGAAGUCUGCUUUAGCCAAACAGGCCGCUGACCAGAUGAAAAACCAAGAACAACUAGCAGCAGAGCUGGCUGAAUUCACUGCCAAGAUUGCACUUCUAGAAGAAGCUAAGAAGAAGAAGGAAGAAGAAGCCUCAGAAUGGCAACACAAAGCUUUUGCAGCCCAAGAAGACUUGGAAAAGACCAAAGAAGAACUGAAAACUGUGAUGUCCGCUCCCCCUCCCCCUCCUCCCCCUCCGGUCAUCCCUCCGACAGAGAACGAACACGACGAACAGGAUGAGAACAGCGCAGAAGCUAGUGCCGAGCUGUUGAACGAAGGGGUCGUGAACCACAGGAGCGAGGAAGAGCGGGUGACGGAAACGCAGAAAAAUGAACGGGUGAAGAAACAACUCCAGGCCUUGAGUUCUGAGUUGGCCCAAGCCAGAGACGAAACCAAGAAAACACAAAACGACGUUCUUCACGCUGAGAACGUUAAAGCCGGCCGGGAUAAAUACAAGACUCUGCGGCAGAUCCGACAAGGCAACACGAAACAACGUAUCGAUGAGUUUGAAGCGAUGUGAGAGCUGUUAUUUUGCAUAUGUGUCCUUCGUAAAGCUGAACCACCAACAGAGAAAAACAGGCCUUUGCAGAUUUGAUGGCUUGCAUCCCACCUUGCCAAAGCACUUAAACCAGUUUAACUGUGAUGGUGAAAAAAGAAAAAAAAAAAAGGGAAGCUCUUCGGCAUUAAAGGCUGUGUGAUGAUAUGCUUAGUUUGUUUUUGUUUUUCCAUGCUCUCUCUCAUUCUCUCUCUGACCAACCUUCAUUUUCACAUUUAUAGAUGACAUUGUUUUUACUUUUUUGUUUUCCUCUUCGAAGGCUAACGUAAUUAUCGUGACUGAGAGUGUGUCUGCUGGGCAGUAGCACGCGGAGAAUGUAGAAGAUACGGGCAGUGAAGGCUUCAGAACGCUUAGCAGAGCACACUCCGGCGCCCCUCAUCAGUCAGUCAGUCGUGUUUGAGCGCUUACUUUGUGCAGAGCACUGGGAGAGUACAAUCAAAGAAUAAACAGACGUAUUUCCAGCCCACAACGAGCUUACAGUCUACAUCCCUGCCCCUCUCGUGCCACAGAUAUCCCAGCAGUCUUGUGACCGUUCUAGUGAGUUUAAAUGGCAGGUUGGCCAAUCUUAUUCACUCUUCAGAGCUGCCUCUGAAUAAGUCUGAAUCAUUCCAAAGACAAAUACCAUUUAGCCCAAAGCAGCACUCCCCCACACCCCGUCUCACUUUAACCUCAACUGCAAACAUCUGAUAUUGCCGACUCGGGAAUCGUCUUCGUUGUCCGUCAGAUCGUUUGGUGUUUCACCUCCUGUCAUCCUCCGAUGGUUUUCUUGUCCUACCUGUUCACAAAGGUCUAGACUGCGGGCGAUCGUUCCGCCAGAGAUUUUGGUAACGGAAUUUUACCUGGAGGUAGUAAUCGUACGCUCAAGCCUGGAGUAGUAUUGCGCUUUCCCAGAUUGCUUUAGAUAAGUUAUACUAAAGGAGAAGUGUAUAGCAGUGGAUAACUUUUUUUUAAUAGUUAUAAAGAGGAGAAACCUGGACCCUUCUGGCAAGGGAGCAUAUGAAAGCGGAAGUCCCAAGCAAGGGACAGUGUGUACUCCCUCAUCUCCCUGCACACGGUGACUGCCCUGGAGACAUCACGAAUAGGGAAUGAACUAAGUUUUGCAAUCUAGAGAUUCGGUAAAUCUUGAGGUAUGCAUCUUAAGAUUUUAGCUCUGAGAUGUUGGAUUGGGCUAAGCGAUGAACUGCCUAUUUUGCUCAAAUUGAUUUGAAUCGAAAUGGUGAGCUCACUGGUAUCCUGGCUUUCCGGAGGGGUGGCAAAUGAUAAUGAGUGUGCGCGAGGGGUAGGGAAGUGUGGGAGAGAGGGCACUCAUAGGAUGAGUGAAGAAAGUUUGGAGAUUCAUUUCCUGAAAGAGAAAUUUCAUCAUCAUGAGCACACCUGAAAAGUGAAUUCAGUCUUGCUUAUUUUUCUCUCACUCUUGUAAAGGAGGAUUUACACCUUUUGAGUGGUUUUAGAGUAGAAAGCUAAUAUUUCAUCUCAAUGACAGUUAGCCUUUAGGAAAUAGCCCUUAAUACUAACUUGGUCUCGGUGCUUUUUCUUUAAUGGAUUGAGCAGGAAAGGCCCGGCUCUCUGCGGGUUGCUUCACUUCCCGUCCGUUUGGUAUUAUGCCCUCAAAUUGGCUUUUAUCGAUUAAAUUUGCCAUUUGAUUGAACAUUUCUCAUGCACAAUAGGAUCAAGGUAUGUCCGGACAGUCUCCUUGGCGCUUUUGGAUUUCGAUGACUUUGACGAGGAAAAAAAUCUGGGCUGAAAAGGAAGGGCAUGCAUUGAAUACAUUUUGGCUCUGUGGACUGGAAGGUUAACGGUGAGGUGACUGAUGGGCAGGUAUUGUGCCAGCCACAAAAACACUGCUUUGUGGGGAUUAGUGUUUCUACUUGCGACGUACCAGCGGAACACAGGUUACGGAUCACAAGUUUCACACAAUGAAGCCCGGGCAUUGAGUUUUCCAAAACAUUAGAGCCGUUUGCCAGAGCAGGUGAAAAUACUGUGCUUCCAAUAACUUUUUAUAGGUUCAUUUAGUUUCUCUUGACAUGUGUGCACUAACAUUGAUAGAUCGGUUCGACAUCAGUGUUGAAAAACGACCAGUUAUGUUUGCUGUUCAUAAUCUAUAAUGUAUAGAUUAGAAUUGAAAUGGAGCUCAUCCAUUUAUGAAGCUGUGUGAAUAUUUCUAAAACAAGCAGGAGCAACCAUUUGUAACAUGGGUUUUUACGAUGAUCAAAAGCUAUCUGGCUGCUGCCCCUAGCAGUUGGGAAGACAGGCUGGAGCAAUAGCCUUCGGAAUAAAUUGAAGGAUACUUGGUCGAGUACACUUCUUACGUGCUUUAGCCCUUUGCAUCAUGAUUUGUGCGUAAAAUUGAGCUCCGGUUACAUCUACUAUUUUGGAUAACGUUCAUUGAUUAACAAUAAAGAGAUAAAAGCCCA
This is a messenger RNA of Ornithorhynchus anatinus (platypus), 4588 nucleotides long. RefSeq names its product radixin (gene RDX). Gene Ontology annotation, cellular component: filopodium; microvillus; cytoskeleton. Gene Ontology annotation, molecular function: cell adhesion molecule binding; actin binding. Gene Ontology annotation, biological process: positive regulation of early endosome to late endosome transport; regulation of organelle assembly; regulation of cell shape. Lineage: Eukaryota; Metazoa; Chordata; Mammalia; Monotremata; Ornithorhynchidae. The transcript is spliced from 14 exons. Bases 387 to 2138 code for a protein of 583 amino acids. The record is from RefSeq and is a predicted model, not a curated record.